Molecule: messenger RNA, 882 nt
Organism: Mycosarcoma maydis (corn smut)
Lineage: Eukaryota; Fungi; Basidiomycota; Ustilaginomycetes; Ustilaginales
Exons: 1
Coding region: 1-882 (293 amino acids)
Biological process (GO): iron-sulfur cluster assembly
Cellular component (GO): mitochondrion
Molecular function (GO): iron-sulfur cluster binding; iron ion binding
Source: RefSeq, a predicted model, not a curated record
AUGACAUUGGCUACCAGGACAAGCACGCUGCGUUCAGCUGCUCGCUAUGCUGCGGCGUUCAGCAACAGCAGCAAUCUCGCCCGCGUCGCACCCUUGGCACGACGUACGAUGAUCACCACCUCUUCCGCAACAACGCUUCUUCGAUCGCGAACCGCCUCACCUUGCGUCGCCACCAUCCGCUCAACGUCUGCCUCGCAGAUUCAAAAACGAACCAUGUUCAUCCAAACUGAAUCAACUCCCAAUGAAGACUCGCUCAAGUUCCUCCCGGGUCGUCAAGUGAUGGAAUCAGGAACACACGAAUUCCUCGAUACCCGUUCGUCCAUGGCUUCACCUCUCGCCAAGAAGCUUUUCAACAUUCCCGGUGUCGUCAGCGUGUUUUACGGUCCUGACUUUGUCACCGUCAGUAAAGAUGCUGAGCACCAGUGGUCAAUUCUGAAACCCGAAAUCUACUCUAGCAUCAUGGAGUUUUUCACCUCAGGACACCCGCUGUUCACCGAUCCCGAAUCAGCAGCUGGCUCGCAGGACACCGUCAUCCUUGACACAGACUCGGAAGUAGUAGCGAUGAUCAAGGAGCUCCUCGAUACCCGCGUCCGUCCAGCGAUCCAGGAAGACGGCGGAGACCUCGAAUACCGCGGCUUCGGCGAAGACACGGACGGGAUCGUCAAGGUGAAACUCAAAGGUUCUUGCCGUGGCUGCGACUCGUCCACCGUAACACUCAAGUCGGGCAUCGAACGCAUGCUGAUGCACUACAUUCCCGAAGUCAAGGGUGUGGAACAAGUUUUGGAUCCCGAAGAGGAAAUUGCGUUGGACGAGUUUGCCAAGCUCGAACAAAAGUUGGAGAAGGAUCGAAAGAAGGAACGCGAUAUGGGCUUCUCUCUUUGA